This is a messenger RNA of Temnothorax curvispinosus, 1912 nucleotides long. Its product is annotated as IQ and ubiquitin-like domain-containing protein. Gene Ontology annotation, biological process: cilium assembly. The transcript is spliced from 6 exons. NCBI's taxonomy places the organism in Eukaryota, Metazoa, Arthropoda, Insecta, Hymenoptera, Formicidae. The coding region runs from base 200 to 1912 and encodes 570 amino acids. Gene Ontology annotation, cellular component: motile cilium; acrosomal vesicle. The record is from RefSeq and is a predicted model, not a curated record.
UUGUAUAUUAACUUAAUCUAUAUCAAAAUAGAAAAUGUCAUGUAUGAAGUCCAGUAAAUAACAUAUACGCGAUUAGGAUCGUAAUGUAAAAAAGUUUAUCUAGAGGAAGUUAGAGGAUGUUUGUAACGUCGUGUUUAUAAAAUUUGUUAUCGAUAUAAAUAAAAGAAAAAACGAUUUAAGUAACCACUAAUUCUUAGCGAUGAUCUCGUCGGUUGGAAUAGAAAAACAAAGGAUUCUCAAGCCUUACCUGGGUGGAUGGCGACAUAAAAUUACCGGAGUAGAAUAUGUAAAUGCAACUUCGCAGACCGGACCUUUGUCAAAGGGAGGACCCGUGAAGAAUGCAUAUAGCAGGGCGGUGCAAUGUGUGCAAACGAAUGACAGAGCAACACAAUCCUUGCGUCAUCGUGCGACGCAGAUGUGGCGAGAAGACUAUUAUGUACCUAACGAGGCGGAUAAAUACAAGACUGUAAAGUCUUAUGAGAGCUACGUUGACAUGCACUUGCGACUUAAUUUAGAUCGGCAUGCACGUGUAAUUCAGAGAAAUUAUCGAGCAUACAGAUGGAGGAAAUACAUCAAGGAAUGCGCGCAAGCUUAUCGUGACAUGGUUGAUAAAUGUAAAAGAUACGAAGAAGAGAAAGCUAUUGCAAACAAGUUGCGGCAUAAACAGAAUAUUCUUCGUCAAAUAUAUCCUCGAUCGAGAGCGGACUUUGACAUGCUUUAUAAUCUGGUCGAAGGAUGGAGGAUUGAUCGUUUAAAGGAUAUAAAGUCGCGGCUGUUCAAGGCGGGUCAGGGUGCCGAGAGUUGUAUGAUUUUAGAGAAAACGGUAGAGAUGCUCAAUCACAUCGAUAAACAUAAACAAGCGAUCAAGAGAUCAUAUCGGAAACAAAGGGUUCUCAGAUUUUUAACAGUGAAUUGCAAGCCGAUAAGAUGGAGCGGUUACAAGGGAAAAUUCGUGGAGAUGAUCACUAUAAAAAUUCAGAAGGCUCGGGAAUUCAGAGAAAUUUAUAACGCAUUGAACAAUCGCGAUGUUAGUUCGGAGGAACGGAUGAAAUUAUUGAUAACAUUGAGAAAGGCGGUUGAGAUGCACAAUUGUGUCGAGGCACUUGAUUUGUUGUCUUUGCUGGAUCAAGAAAUCGCGUUGUUGAAUCGAAAGAUUGAGGGUUUAUCGCUCGAUUAUUUAAACGAAAGGAUAACGCAUACUUACUUGAAUUUUGUAAGAAUGUAUGGAAUUUGCGGCUGCGAAUGUGUCACUAGGGAUUCUAAGGACAACGAAUUGCGCGAACCUUUAGAAACAGAAACUAAACUUUGCCGGAAUUGUUUAAAGCUUCUCCCCAUCCGUAGAUUUUUAAUACAUACUAGAAUGAAGAAGCUAUCAAUUUGCAAAAGCUGCAAUUCUCUAAGCCGACGUAAUAUUGCGCAUGUGGAUUACGAACCUUAUAUGUUUAUAUUAAAUUGCGUGCGAGCUGAGGAGGAACGUCGGGGCAGCGCUUCCGCUUUGGCAUUUAUGAUGCAAGAGCAAGAUAUUUAUCACUUGGUUAAUCACAUUUGGCAAGGUCAAUCGGCAGUCAGUAAGACUCGAGAUCUUUUUAUUCUGAGAAUGGUCAGAUAUCAGAAAGACGUCGAAUGGGCGCCUUGGAAUUGCAUUCUUCUGACGAAGGACGAAGCCGACAUGCAUUAUUACAUUGACGAUCUCGCUGCGAUAUAUUCGGAGCAUUUGAUAAGCCAGAUUGAUUUGAGACAUCAGAUUGCAAAGAAUUAUUUCAAACAGCUGAUUAUUUUCGAAAAAGAUUUCUGCGAAUCCUUUCGCUUCUCAAAGAUUCAAAAUGGGAUAGAGUACAAACCACCGGUAACCGUGGAGAAUUACGAGCCAUCUAAAAAAUACAAAUUAAGAGAAGGAAUUGUAUCACGCUAA